Molecule: messenger RNA, 1983 nt
Organism: Talaromyces proteolyticus
Lineage: Eukaryota; Fungi; Ascomycota; Eurotiomycetes; Eurotiales; Trichocomaceae
Exons: 2
Coding region: 1-1983 (660 amino acids)
Source: RefSeq, a predicted model, not a curated record
AUGGCCGAGCUUCACAAUGCACUGUCAUACCUUGGCCCUGUGUCCUGGGACACCAUCCCCAUUUCGUCCCCAGACGAGCUGCUCAAAUACACUCAGGGAGUGUUCAGUCAAGCUAGCCUUGCCAUUGAAUCCGUACCAGAACAAACCCCCUCUACCGAUGCUGACAGCAACAGCGGCAGCAGCAGCAGAACAUCCAUACAACAGCUCUCCGAGCCCGAGUUUUCGAAUUUACGCAAAGAAUGGGGCAAACCACUUAAGAUGAACAACGCCAAAGAAAACCCGCUGAAUAUCCCAAUGUACAAAAUGCAGGGAAAGGAUGGCAAGGGAGCCUGGUUUGCGCGACGCAGUGUGCACAAGGGCCUGCCAUUUGCGCGGUGGAAGGCUAAGAUGAAGGUGGAAUUAGAGGAGACGUUGAAGGGCAGACAGGAGGAGUUGAAACGCGGACAACAAACUCCCACGAUGAGUGUGCGUGGAAUCGGGUGUGAUGAGAAGUUGGAGGAUAAUCUUCGUGUUAGAGACUCAACGAGCGGUGAGGAUGUGGCGCUGUUGGAGGUUUAUAAAUUAUCGGCGCAGUUUCCGGGGCCGACUACGGCGAGGGAUUUUGUCACCUUGGUUAUGACUACGGAUUCGAUAUUAGAGGGUCAGGAAGCGGAAGGGGGAAAUAUGUUUAUGGUUGUUUCGAAACCAUGUAGUCAUCCUGAGGCACCGCCGCGGGAUGGCUAUAUCCGUGGCCAGUACGAGUCUGUUGAGUUGAUACGGGAACUGUCAUCCCAAGAGUCAGAGUCUACAGGUCAAACUGGAAAAGCUACGGAUGAGUCUGCCAGUUCCGCAGAUGAUCAGAAUAACCCUAACCCAGUGGAAUGGAUUAUGAUUACGAGAAGCGACCCAGGCGGAAGCGUUCCAAAGUGGAUGGUCGAGCGUGGAACACCCAAAAGUAUAACCGGGGAUGCAGUCAAGUUUCUGAAUUGGGCAUCGCAGCCAGAUGUCUCUGAUAAAGGAGACACAGCUGAUAUCCUUGAAGUCACGCAGGACCCCGAUGCUAUCGGAACUGAGAAUAAGGGUGCAGAACAGAUAAAUCAAUCCAUAGCUAGUUUCCAAGACACCGACGGAACAAGUACUGGAUUGUGGUCUAGUGUGACUAAUAUGAUCAACGCAGGAAUAGAGAGCUACGUCCCUGAGGCAGUUUCCAACUACAUUCCUGGCCAAUUGCCGCAGUUUUCCGAUAACGAAGAUCGUGACAGGGCAGUGUCGAAAAAGAGCGAGGCUGAUAAGGAAAAUGACGACGAUACUAGUUCUCUAGCCAGUAACGACAGUUUCACCAGUGCUGAAUCCAACUUCCCUCCUUCCGUAUCCACAAAUCACCUUCGCCCUGAUUCUAUAAAAGACUCGUUCAAGUCAAGUGCUGUAUCGGGGUCAUCUCAUGACACAGAUGGGGCCGAAGCUAUAAUCACAGCACAAAAAGAUACCAAGACAAAGCCAUCAUCAAAAGAAAAGGAUCUAGCCAAGCUGCAGUCUCGAAAGAGAGAAAUUGAAACAAAACUAACAACAAUCCAAUCCGAAAUCGAAGCACUCGGGGGAACAGUGGUUAAAGAUGCCACCUCCGGUGCUAGUGAUAACGAAAGUGACCACACAAGCACGAGCAGCGCUGGUUUGAAUACUAAAAACCAGGACAACGACGCAAAAGCCGUCGUUCCGGACCAGAAAAGAAUUGCGCGACUAUCCCGAACAGAAGCCAAACUGAAUUCGCAGUUACGCAAAAUCGAUGAGCAGCAGCUUAAACUCGUGAAAAAGAUGGAGGCUCGUCAACACAAAACUGCGGAACGAGAGGAGAAGGCACGUUCGCGGUCGGAGGUGGAGAGCCUCCGGAAAGAAGUCUCAGCUCUGAAAACAGAGGUGCGAGAGUUGCGAGGCGAGCGGCAGAAAUGGCUUGAUAUAUUGAAUAGCCUGCAGAAGGAGCUGACGGCCAACAGGAAUGAUGAUUAA